This is a messenger RNA of Prorocentrum cordatum, 405 nucleotides long. Lineage: Eukaryota; Dinophyceae; Prorocentrales; Prorocentraceae. The record is from the annotation of a GenBank genome assembly.
GAGGCUGAGAAGCGCGCGAAGAAGGAUGCCGAGAGGCAGCGAGGACAGCGCGGCGGCCACGGCAACGACGACGGCUGGAGCGGCGAAGCGCCCGCGGACGGUGGCAAGGUGGCGCUGCCUCCAGACCCGGCGAUCCUGUUCGCGGGGUCCAAGCCCACCGAGGAGGCGCCCGAGAAGGGCGGUGACGACUGGUGGGACGACAAGUGGGACCAGGGCUGGGACGCUGGGGCUAAGGGCGCGCCGCGGAAAGGCGAGGACUGGGAGGAGGACUGGAAGUGGAAGGGCCAGGGCUGGGGCGAGAACGACGAGUGGGCCGACGAGGGCGGCGGCGGCAACGGCAAGGCCGACGAGUGGUGGCAGGAAGAGUGGAAGACCCAGGAGAAGCGUGGCAAGAAGGCUCCUAAG